AUGGCUCCUGUCGCAAAGUCAGGACUCCCCGUCGGUGCCAACAAGGGACACAUCGUCACUCCCUUCACCGCCCCAGUCAAGCCAUCCCGCAGAAAGGGAGCGCUUGCCAAGCGUACGGCCUUUGUGCGUGACUUGAUCCGCGAAGUCGCAGGUCUCGCUCCGUAUGAGCGUCGCGUCAUUGAGUUGCUCCGUAACAGCAAGGACAAGCGUGCACGAAAGCUUGCAAAGAAGAGACUCGGCACACACGGUCGUUCACAGCGCAAGAUUGAGGAGUUGACCAACUACAUUGCAGAGUCCAGGCGUGCAGGACACUAA
Molecule: messenger RNA, 315 nt
Organism: Protomyces lactucae-debilis
Lineage: Eukaryota; Fungi; Ascomycota; Taphrinomycetes; Taphrinales; Protomycetaceae
Product: ribosomal protein L36e
Exons: 2
Coding region: 1-315 (104 amino acids)
Biological process (GO): cytoplasmic translation
Cellular component (GO): ribosome; cytosolic large ribosomal subunit
Molecular function (GO): structural constituent of ribosome
Source: RefSeq, a predicted model, not a curated record